UAGGUCACCGCUUCAAUUAGAAAGGUUCACUCCUCAAGGUAAAAGAAUGACAAAGCCACUUCUGAUUAAACAUGCUCCUUCUCAAACAUCUUUUAUAUGAAUCUAUGAACAUUUUUCCAUACUAAAGAGGUUAUCUUUUUUAUGAAAUUAUAAGUAAUCUAGUUUGAAUAGAAAUGUUUAAAUUCUAGCCUGAGACCAGCUGUCUCUGUGCGGAUGUGGAGAUAUUUUUCUUGUCAAAAAAGCUCUUUUUAAUCAUCUUAAAUCUGUACAUACGGAUUUACAUUCUUUUUUCUGAUAUAAGCGUUCUUUGUUUAACCUAGUUGUGUGUUUUUUUAUAAGAUAGGAGAAAAAGGAGGAGUUUAGUAGAAGUAAUGAGGAAACAAGUGCCGGAGCAAACAGGGAGACAAAGAGAUGGAUGGAGGGAUUGAAGAUUGUUAUGGAGAGGAAUAGAAAGUCCUGAAUGCUGCUGCAGCAGGGUGUGCUGACGUGAGGAGUGUUCCCAAACACAGUUAGUAGCGACUGCAGACCAACUGCAUUACCAUACUCACACACACACACACACACCACUGACACGCUCCGCCUCAGGGAGAAAGCUGCUUGCAGGCAUUGCUGAAUAGAAUGAGGACAGACUCUCCUGUUCUGGUCCUGAAGAGGUCACUGUGUUCUCCACCAUCAAUUGUGUGUUUGUGUGUGGGGGGGAAACAGUCCGCAGGGGCAUCAGAUUAUAGCAAAAGUGUCUUCACUGAUAGUGCAAAUGUUUUUGGGCAUGUCCUACAGGUGUUUUUUUUUUCUUUUUCUUUUUUUUUUCACUAAAAUGUUGUGCACCCCCUGAGUGUUUCCUCACCUCCUUUACCCCCCAUUCUUCCCAGCCUGCGCUCACUAUAGGUGCAUAUCAUUGGAUCAGUGGCUGCUGCCUGCCACACUGUCCAAUCGCAUCUAGGAGGAGGAAGGAGAGAGAAAGAAAGGGAGGCAGGGAGAGGGAGAUGGGGGAGGAGAAAAGGAGAGGUAGAGAAGGGAGAUUGAUCAUUUAAACGUCCUGGGCCCUGCAUUUUCACGCAGAAACCCUUAGAUUCCGACUGCAUCUGUCAUCACCCCAUUUUUCUCUCUCCCCCCACCCUCCUCCUUAAUUUCCACAUUUCACUGCGUGCAGAGCCCUCGAGGGUAGUUUUUUUUCCCUCUUGUUCUUUCUUGUUUGGGGUUAUUUCCGCUAACGAGACGUGCCACCACCACAGCCACCCAGCAGGAGCAGCAGCAUCAGCAGCAGCAGAGGAGUAUCUCCCCCAUAUCCCAUCCCGGGCACGUCGGAUAAGCCGCAGCGCAGAGAACACGAGGCGAACAUUGCGGUGGAAUCGGGAAGAUGCUCACAGCGGCAGCAGUUUGGGAUUGUUCUGGGGGUGACCGGAAGGAGAAAGUGACAGAGGAGCAGUGAUGCUGCUGUUUACAUAACCAGAGACUCACAAACAUGCACGCAUGUGCACACACACACAUAUGUGCACAGGCAUGCACGCAGGCUCCUACUGCCAGUCCAGGACAAACACACUUACCUACACGGACAUGUACUCACAGUCAGUCUCGUAUUAGAGGGAGUCACUGACUGAGUCACCACACACUUACAGGCACAUUUUGACUGACUCACACAACACACACACACACGGGGAAAGGUUGCUUGCAAGAGACAGGAGUGUGUGUUGCAUGUGUUAUGGGCCAAUUUGAGCAGCAGCUGUGUGUGAGUGUCAUAUAUCUUUAAGGGGUCAGCGUAGCCAUAACCCCUCCAGUACCUUCCCCCCUCCCGUCUUUUUCCUCAUUUUCCUGCUAAGCACACCAUCAUGUCUGACCCAAGGACCUGCAGAAUUUGCCCCCUUGGAGUUUUAUCCCUCCUCCUGCCCAUCUGCCUCUCUUUUUCCCUCCACUCGACCCCUUCGUCAGCAGAGCAGACCGUGCCUGUCAUUUCCACGGCUCAGGGCCGUAUCCGUGGCAUCCUGACUCCCCUUCCCUCAGACCUUCUUGGGCCUGUCAUCCAGUAUCUGGGAGUACCGUAUGCCAGGCCUCCAACGGGUGACCGGCGCUUCCAGCCACCUGAACCUCCACUGCCGUGGCCGGGAAUCCGAAACGUCACGCAGUUUGCUCCAGUGUGUCCCCAGUCUCUGGAUGAGCGGAGCCUGCUGGUAGAUAUGAUGCCAUCUUGGUUCACGGCAAACCUGGACAUAGCAGCGACUUACCUCACUCACCAGAGCGAGGACUGUCUCUACCUCAACAUCUACGUGCCCACCGAGGAAGACAUCCAUGAGGAGGGGGGUCAGCGGCCAGUGAUGGUUUACGUCCACGGAGGCUCAUAUACUGAAGGCACUGGGAACAUGAUGGAUGGCAGCGUGCUCGCAAGCUACGGCAACGUCAUUGUCAUAACCCUCAACUACCGGCUGGGAGUGUUAGGAUUUCUUAGCACUGGUGACCAGACGGCAAAAGGGAAUUAUGGCUUGCUGGAUCAGAUCCAGGCUCUGCGAUGGGUGAAGGAGAACAUUGCAGCCUUUGGUGGAGAUCCAGGCAGAGUCACAGUGUUCGGAUCAGGGGCUGGAGCUAACUGUGUGAGCCUCCUCACCUUGUCCCACUACUCUGAAGAUCUGUUCCACAGAGCCAUCAUCCAGAGUGGGAGCGCCUUAGCAAGUUGGGCUGUCAACUAUCAGCCGAGCAAGUACGCUCGGAUACUUGGUGAAAGGGUGGGCUGCGGCAUCGAUGACAGCACUCAACUGGUCGCCUGCCUCCAGGGCCGGAGUUACCGCGAACUUGUGGAGCAGAACAUAAGUCCGCUCAAAUAUCACACAGCUUUUGCCCCCGUGAUUGAUGGCGAUGUUAUACCUGACGACCCCCAGAUCCUGAUGGAGCAGGGGGAGUUUCUGAACUACGACGUGAUGCUGGGGGUUAAUCAAGGCGAAGGGGUAGUGUUCGUGGAAGGCAUUGUGGACUCGGAGGACGGCGUCUCCGCCGGGGACUUUGACUUUGCUGUGUCGGAUUUUGUGGACAAUUUGUACGGAUACCCGGAAGGCCGAGAUACACUGAGAGAAAGCAUAAGGUUCAUGUACACUGACUGGGCCGAUCGUGACAAUGCCGAAACGCGCAGGAAAACACUGGUGGCGCUUUUCACAGACCACCAAUGGGUGGCGCCAGCGAUUGCCACGGCUGACCUUCAUGCUCAGUAUGGCUCUCCCACCUACUUUUACUCCUUUUACCAUCACUGCCAGAGUGACGCCACGCCACCGUGGGCUGACUCUGCCCAUGGUGAUGAGGUCCCGUAUGUAUUUGGUGUGCCCAUGGUGGGUCCCACUGAUCUCUUCAACUGUAACUUCUCCAAAAAUGAUGUGAUGCUGAGCGCAGUGGUUAUGACUUACUGGACUAACUUUGCCAAGACUGGUGAUCCAAAUCAGCCGGUUCCUCAAGACACCAAGUUCAUCCACACCAAGCCAAACCGUUUUGAAGAAGUGGCCUGGUCCAAAUACACUCCUAAAGAGCAGCUGUACCUCCACAUCGGCCUCAAACCUCGCGUCAGAGAUCACUACCGUGCCACCAAGAUCUCCUUCUGGCUCCAGCUCGUCCCUCACCUACACCACGUAAACGAGCUUCUACAGUCGGUGUCGUCCUUCACCCACAGUCCUUCCCCGCAGGAUGACACGCCGUAUUCUUACACCAAGCGCCUGUCCAAAGGCUGGCCGCCGAGCAGCACACGGCACCCAGGUCCCCAAGCGGGAACGCCACAGCCACCUGAGUCUGCUCUAGGCCAGAACGGAGUGGAAAAUGGCGCCCGCGUGCCGAAUGAGGACUAUUCCACAGAGCUGUCUGUGACAAUAGCAGUGGGAGCGUCACUUUUGUUCCUCAACAUACUCGCGUUUGCAGCUCUGCUCUAUAAGAAAGACAAAAGGCGCUUGGAGCAUCGUAGGCCACGCCCACUUCCUCCUCCCAGAAGAGACAUUACCCCAGCGGAUGUUGCAGCCCACCUUCAGGGGGAGAGACUGAUGUCAUUACAGGUGAAGCAGCUGGAGUGCGAUGCUGCAUCGGCGGAUGAGAGGAACAACGCUCACCACCAUCACACUCUGGAUACGCUCGACGCCCUGGAUGGUUUGGACACUCAAGACAUUUACAGCACGCUGGAUACCGUGCGCCUCACGUGCCCGCCUGAUUACACCCUCACCCUGCGCCGCUCCCCAGACGAUGUACCCCUCAUGACCUCCUUGACCCCGGGCUCUCUGCCUGUGACCCCAGGGUCCCACCCUGUUACCCCUGCAACCCCAAUGACCCCAAUGACACCAGGAUCAGUGGCAGGGAUGAGGAUGGGGCAUCCUCACCAGGGAUACACGCAUCAUAGCCCAUACAGCAAUACACACUUGCCACACACGCACAUCUCCACACACACACACUCCACCACGCGUGUAUAACCUCAACCGCAGCUCACACUGACGCACUCACACCUAUAGACACAGGCAUACACACACACACUGACAAACUGAAAUACCUCUACUAAUUACUGUGCAGGAUUGUUAACAGACGGGGCAGCGGACAUUUUUAAGUAACAGGAUGAAAUGACGGACAUCUGUGUGUUGCAUGUCCUGGGACUUUUAGACCAAUGGGAUCUGAGGAGAAGCGGAUCUUUAGAGCAUUCGCUCUUGAGUUUGGACAAAAAAAAGAGCCCACUUUGGAUUUAAAAUCUGCUUUUUCUACAUCUGAGGAGGAAGAGGAGUGCCAGUGACACUUUCCCUGCACAGGAGCUGCACCCUGCAGCCGAGCAGGAGGAACGGGGAAAAAAAAGCAGAUGGAGAACAGGAAAAAGACGAACCACACACAGACUGCUGAUGUCAACUUGAUCAACCUGUGAAAUGUGAAUGUAGCAUUUUUUUUCAUUAAAAAGAUCAAAGGCCCUAUCUGCCAAGGAUCAAACUAAGCUAAGGGGAUAAUAAUACAUUUCAGCAGGCGUUCGAUGUAAAAACAGACAGAGGGAAAGGUGGGGGAUAAAAAGACAACAUCAGCUGAAAGACAAGUUAGUCGGAGAGAGAUUAGGACUUCAUUGAGUGGGAUUUAGGCGCGGCGAGAGCGAGGAAAACGGAAGUGAGAUUGAGCGAUAUGAAAAACUCGGAAAGCGUGCCAAGAGAAAAGGCGGGCUCAGGGGAGGGAGGGAGGGGGGGCUUGCAGAUGUACUGAAGAAUCACUCUAACCAGCUAUGUGUUCAAACUCUUGUAAAUACAAUGGAAAGAUACAGAUGAUAUAUUAUGAUUUAUAGCAUACCUGCUCUCGCGUUAAAAACAUGACUUAUUUAACCACAUUAUUGCUUUCAUUUCAGAUAUUAAUAUAUUAUUGUAUAAAUGUCCUGAUGCAAGGCUGGUUAUCUUUCUAUCUCACCCACUGUAGUAUAUACACAGUACCUUUAUUUAAAGCUAUACUUGCUAUGCACAGUCAUUCCAGUCAUUUCCAACUAUGUGAGCAUUUAGGUACUUGUGUCGUAGCUAUGGUGUAGGACUUUUUUUCAUUCUACCCUGCUGUCCAUUUUUUGACCAUUUGGAUGAUGAGCUAGUACUGUGUAGAUAAUGCAAUAUUGGUUUGAUGAUUGAGCACCAGCCAAACUCAACAAACCCUUUCCCUCGAUCCUUCAUUUUUUAAAUCCCCAACAGUAUGGCCCUAAUUAAGACAAACAGGUGAUGGAAAGGAUUUAGAGGAUUCUGCGUUUUCUUUUAAUCAAAAUCUCUAUUUGUCUUAACUGGAUAAUAAACUGACAUCUGCUUCUUCAAAAAAAAAAAAAGAAAAAAAAAAGAAAAAAUUGGCAAAGAUGGAUUUUGGGUAAUAUUUCCUCACAAUGUUUGCCAUCCUGUGUAAAAUGUGUCUCUGUGUCUCCUAUAAUUUGAAGUUUGAUUUGCUUUCUUCAACUGUAGUUUGGAGCCAUAUUUGAUUCACAAAGUGAUCCAUGAGUGAAGAGGAGAAGAACCGGUCAGCUUUGUUCGAUGAAGCUAACAGACUCCACAUAGAAGGUUAAGAUGGCUCCAAACAUGCUGCUUUUUAAGCCUUAAUAUCCUUGUAAACUAGCAAUAUUUUUUUUCUUUCUGUUUUAAUUUUCUUAUAUGACAGACUUUAAAAACCCAAACAUCAUGAAUUUUUCUAACUUAUAUAGUAACUGGCAGAAGUUUUCGCGUUGACUUCACUGUGAGUGCUCCAGGGCUAUUGUUAUAUGCUUAGUGACAUUGAAUAUUGACUAUUUAUGAAUUUAGUUGAUGGAAUUAUCUCUAAUCAGUCAAAUAUUGAAGAUUUGAAAAGAAUUAAAGCAGUAAAACUGUUGUUCCUUUGCUACAGCGAGCUAAACAACCACAGAUCCAGGAAGUCAACCAAAGCUCCCAGCAUUGAUAUUCCAGAAUUCCCCUUUCAUCCCUUUUCCUUGUUCUUUUACUUACCUUAAUCCGCCCUCCCCCACAAUCUCCUUUUAAUCCUCCCCACCUCCUGGCUUCUCUGUGUGACAACAUGCAGAUGUGUGACAGUUAAGCCAGUUAACCUCCUUUAUCCUCAAUAAUUUCUAUAUGAAAGAUUUUUUUUAGUUAACGUAUUAUGUGAAAAGUCAAAAGUAUGCGGCUGAGAAACAAAGGACGUUUGCAAAAAUGAUAUAAAAAAAUACUCAAGUGAUGUUUGACUGAGUUCUUCUUUUCUUAUGGAUAUACAGACUCAGCAGAUGGAUGGAUUGUGAAAAGCAUAAAAUAUUUCUGCUGCAUUUUUGAAAAAUAAAAAUACCAGUAUUUUACAGUUUUUAAGCAU
Messenger RNA from Oryzias melastigma (Indian medaka), 6777 nucleotides. RefSeq names its product neuroligin-4, X-linked. The transcript has 9 exons. Gene Ontology annotation, molecular function: neurexin family protein binding; signaling receptor activity. Bases 1827 to 4424 code for a protein of 865 amino acids. Gene Ontology annotation, cellular component: cell surface; synapse; postsynaptic specialization membrane. Gene Ontology annotation, biological process: chemical synaptic transmission; modulation of chemical synaptic transmission; synaptic vesicle endocytosis. Lineage: Eukaryota; Metazoa; Chordata; Actinopteri; Beloniformes; Adrianichthyidae. The record is from RefSeq and is a predicted model, not a curated record.